AUGGCCGACAACGAACAACAACGACCAAUCGAAGACAGACGAACCGUCGACAGUCCAGCCCAGGAUGAUGAAAACGAAGACGACGAUGCACCCAUGGUCCACACAACACCAUCCGACCAUGCAACCUGGGCGCCUAAAGAAGUCGAACGCCUCCGCAGCGAAGGCAAAGAAGCCAUGCUCAUGAGGGAGAUCCCUAGCCAGAUCCCACGAGAAGAAGGCGAGUCAGGCGCCGACUAUGCGAAGCGAUUCUCCGAAUACAUGAACAAUUUGAUCCGCCGCGGCGUCUCAAUCAUGGAUGACCAGAUCACGCACAACGCAGCGCCGAAUCAGUUCACAAUCGGGGAGCAUGAGUUCGAUGUAGGCCCUCAUUCAGGCAUUACGAAAAGAGAGUAUCGAGAGUUUGGCGACUAUUUGUUCAGCGAAGGUGCAACCUACGACGGCAUACCUGAGCGGUUCCUGAAGUUUGAGGUGCCGAAGGGGACGGAGGUGAUCUAUUAUCAGACCGCUAUGAUCCCAACACAGAGGGCCAACAAACCAAGCCGGCUCCAUCUUCAAUCGCUCGGUGACUUCGUGGUCAAGGUCACCAUCGACUUCAGUUUCUAA
Messenger RNA from Saxophila tyrrhenica, 603 nucleotides. RefSeq lists its product as uncharacterized. Lineage: Eukaryota; Fungi; Ascomycota; Dothideomycetes; Mycosphaerellales; Extremaceae. The transcript has 2 exons. Bases 1 to 603 code for a protein of 200 amino acids. The record is from RefSeq and is a predicted model, not a curated record.